AGGAAAGAACAGAGGAAGAAACAGAACCCAAAUUCGUUGGGGAGCAAAAUUAUCAGACUAUCAUGGCGACGACGUCGUUCGCUGUACAUCCAAAGCAGCCCAUUCCUUCUCAAGGAAAGAGAUGCAAAUAUGUCGGCCAGUCUGUGAGAGCAUUACCAAUCCGGAUAUUGACGGUGGGAAAGAAGAGGUCACCUGGUGUUCAACUGAUAGUAGAUGAUUAUCUUGAAAAGCUAAGGCAUUACUGUUGUGUUGAUGAUGUGCGGAUCAAAUCCAAUCCCAAAAAUGCUCGUGAUGUGAUCGCUCAGAUUGAACACGAGGGCAUAUCUGUGAUGAGUGUAAUCAGGUCCGACGAUUGGGUUGUAAUUCUAGAUGAGCGAGGACUUGAUGUGUGCUCUGAGCAGAUGGCUUCUUUAAUUGGGGAUGCCGGGAACAUGGGAGCAUCGAAUUUGGUAUUCUGCAUAGGUGGACCUUAUGGACAUGGACGACAAUUACAAGAGCGGGCUAACCUAUCAAUCAAGUUAUCGUCUUUGGUCUUCAAUCAUGAGAUCGCAUUAGUUGUACUGGUAGAACAACUUUACAGGGCAUGGACGAUUCUCAAAGGACAAAAUUACCAUCAUUAGAUAUGCGGUUCUUGAAUGUGAGCGGGCUACCUAUGCUGAUGGCAUUAGUUUCACCAGGGAUUUUUGUAGACUAUUUAGUUUUAGCUCAACUAUGGAAGAUGGGAUUCAAGAUGAAAAAACAUUACAUUCAUUAUUGAGAAGAUGAAACAGUAGAGAGCUGAGGGAGAAAAAAGAUUGGCUUCUUGCAUAGGGCAUAAGUGCAUAACAGAUAGGCAAAAUUUGGUUACUGGCAAAGGUGGCUCUGCUUCAUAUUGUAAUAUGCACCAUCAAAACAAACACUGAUGCUUUUUCUGCAGAUUCUUGUUUGUAGUAUAAUUCUUGCAAAGAUUAAAAUAGAUUGUGUUUGUCCAAUCAUAUUCUGCAGCUCAAGUAGCAAAUUUUAAAUA
This is a messenger RNA of Ipomoea triloba (trilobed morning glory), 1006 nucleotides long. RefSeq names its product putative RNA methyltransferase At5g10620. The transcript has 7 exons. Lineage: Eukaryota; Viridiplantae; Streptophyta; Magnoliopsida; Solanales; Convolvulaceae. Gene Ontology annotation, molecular function: methyltransferase activity. The record is from RefSeq and is a predicted model, not a curated record. Gene Ontology annotation, biological process: rRNA processing. Bases 63 to 620 code for a protein of 185 amino acids.